This is a messenger RNA of Vitrella brassicaformis, 1723 nucleotides long. NCBI's taxonomy places the organism in Eukaryota, Vitrellaceae. The record is from the annotation of a GenBank genome assembly.
UGCGUUGGUAACUUCGUGGAGCACAUAGCGGUUUGAGAAAUGAAGUGGGUGUGGCUGUCGCUGUGUGCGUUCAUCACCAGGAGCAGUGGUGAUGAACGUUUGGCGUUUGUGCCGCCAUCACCAGGAGCAGUGGUGCCGGUGCGCCCGGUGAUCACCAUCACAGACACAAGGCGCACGUACGCCAUGAUGCAUUCUCUGCCUGUGCCUUUGCUGUGGCUGGCUCGUGCUGCUACUUUCAGUCGCUGAUUCUUUCAAGGCGUCGACAGGCAGCAAGAUCCGUGCCGAGGAUGGUCCGUCCGUCCGUACACGAUAUCCCUUCAUUUACUUCAUGCAUUGCACCUCUCUAUCAAUCUGUUAUCUGAUACCUGCAGGCGGGUGAGGAAGAGGACCGGGAGGAGUUUGUCCGGCUCGACAACUGCGGCAACCCUGUCAAGCUGACGACAGCUGAAAAGGAGCGUGUGUUCCUCGAUGCGCUGCAGUCGUACUACUCCAGCGGUCGGCAGGCGCUGACUGACGGCGACUUCGAUCUGCUCAAGCAGGACUUGGCGUGGGAGGGCAGUGAUGUGAUAUUCCUCACGCGCAACGAGACCCUCUUCCUCAACGCCAUGUCGGCAUACAUGAAGGGGCAGCCCAUCAUGACCGACGAAGAAUUUGAUACCCUCAAAGCCGAACUCAGGAACCAAGGCAGCCGGAUCGCCGUCACCAGCGACCCCAAGUGUGCCGUCGAUACAGGUAGGUGGGUAGGUGGGGUGGACAGCCUGGCAGCCAGGCAGCCAGGCGCUGAUUGCACGCACCUUGUGGCCGCCGGUCCGACCGUCAAUGAUUCUCUCUAUUUUGAUCGUACUGCACUCACUCUGUUGGCCGCAUCCACCCCUCUCUCCACCCCACCCACCUGUCUGUCUGUCCACCCACUCAGGCGUUUGUCGUGUGACGUGGAAGAAAGAUCGUAUCCGCAACUACAUGGUGUAUUUGCCGUGGCUAGCCGUGAGCACCGUGCUGUGGUCGUUCCUGGCGUUCGAGUUCAUCCCUGUGCUGCGGAGUGUGAAUCCCUUCCUCAAUCUGCUCAUCGGCUCGCCCAUCAUCUGGACCCUGGCCAAGGCCGGCACCGAGAACCUCUUCCUCGUAAGAAGAGAGACACACAGAGACAUCACACACAAAACCAUACCAUGCCCUUUCUUCUUUCUCUUUGCCAUUCAUUGCAGCGUGACCCACUCAUCGCUUACGGCCCAUGCCCGAACUGCGGAUAUCAAAACCGCAUCCUCUUUGGAGACGUCCUCGGCGUCGAGGGGUUCGGAGCAUCGGCAGACAUUGUAUGUGCAAACUGUGGUGCAUCACUCAGGGCACAGAGGCAAUCACUGAGGGUCGAGUCGAAUCCAAAGGGCGUGGCGGCAUGAGCGUGGCGAGCGGCAAAGAAAGGGAUUUCCGCAUAUGCAUACAUACACUGCUACUGCUCCGUGUAUGCGUGUAGAAAACGAAGGGAGAAUUUCGAGUGCUUUGUAUCCAUGUCUUCUGGCCAGCCAGCUCUGUAACAGUACCUCGCCAUGCCAGGACUAAUUUUUGACCUCGAUGAAUUGAUGUUUACGCAUACAGUGAUUUGACGUGCACAUAGCAUAUAUCUUCUCCGCCUCAGAAGUCUGACGAUUCACGAUCUAUUGCCAGCGCCCUGGACGAGCAGAGGGCCCGGCACAUGGGCCGACACCAAAUGUGGAUAUGAAUGUUAGCG